Tinamus guttatus (white-throated tinamou) is the source of this 741-nucleotide messenger RNA. The record is from RefSeq and is a predicted model, not a curated record. NCBI's taxonomy places the organism in Eukaryota, Metazoa, Chordata, Aves, Tinamiformes, Tinamidae.
AUGCGGGGUGCCACAGGGCCGAGCAUCGCAGCGCUGAGCCGCCGUGCUGCCUCCCCCGAGGGAUUUUCUCCCCUCAUUGAUGGCCGCUCGCAAGGCAGGGCAUCUGCGCUGCUGGUCACGGCGCCCUACGCGCUCUGCGUGUGCCCCGAGGGCCAGAACGUCACGCUGACCUGCCGCGUCUCGGGGCCGCUGGCCGACCACCACGACCUGCUCUACAAGACCUGGUACUUCAGCGGCGACGGCGACCGCAGCUGCUCCGAGAAGCGGCACAUCCGCAACGCCACCGAGCGCGAGCUGCGCCACGAGGCCGCCGGGCACCACGGGCCAGCGGCCAACCGCCAAGGAGCGCUGCAGAACUGCACCUUUCACGCUGCCGCCAGCCAAGAUACAACAGCCGCCGCGCUGGCAACGGGGGCCUGUAUCGUGGGCAUCCUCUGCCUGCCCCUCAUCCUCCUCCUCAUCUACAAGCAGAGACAGGCGAUCACCAACAGGCGCGCCCACGAGCUCGUGCGGAUGGAGAGCAGUGCUCAGGGCAUCGAGAACCCCGUCUUCGAGGCCGUGCCUGCUGCCGAGACGUGGCCCCGGGGGUCGCUGCCCUACGCGCCCACCCGGCAGCCCUCCGAGUCGGGCCGGCGCCUGCUCUCCGAGCCCAGCACGCCGCUGUCGCCCCCGGGCCCCGGCGACUGCUUCUUCCCCACGCUGGACCCCGUUCCCGACUCCCCAAGCAGCCCAAAGGCUUAG